Messenger RNA from Phyllostomus hastatus (greater spear-nosed bat), 2292 nucleotides. It is a transcript of the gene VWA7, whose product is annotated as von Willebrand factor A domain containing 7. Lineage: Eukaryota; Metazoa; Chordata; Mammalia; Chiroptera; Phyllostomidae. The record is from RefSeq and is a predicted model, not a curated record.
AUGAGCAUCGCACCCGGGCCCUCAGUGCUGCUGCUGCUGCUGCUGCUGCUGCUGCAGUUGCUGCUCCCGCCCCCAUCAUCUGCCUUUCCCAAUAUCUGGAGCCUCCUGGCCGCCCCUGGCUCCACUCAGGACCUGACUGAGGAGACAGCUCUCAAUGUCUCUCUGCAGCUCUUUCUGGAACAGCUGUCCCCAGGCUGGCCCCCACUUCAUCUUGAGGAUUUCCUAGGCCACACCCUCCUCACCAAUGAUGUCUCCUGCUUCGGACCUGGGUCUUCUUCCUGGCCAUUCCAAGCAGCCUCAAGUGAGGUGUGUCAUGCCAGUGCAGCCCAGGACUUCCUGCCAACUUUCAGGAAUGACCCUGACCUGCAGUUGGGCCAGGGGCACACGCCUGGUUGGGCUCCAUAGGAGACCCUGGUGGUGGCUAGAGCUCUUGGCCACACAGCCUGCCAGUGCCUUGGGGCAGCCCUCCAUGCCUUGCAGGUAAGAAAAAAGAUGGGGGAUUUCUGUAGUCACAGCAGCUGGGCGGAACUAGGGCAGCAGCAGCCACACCCUUACCUCCUCUGGCCACAGCAAGAGCUGGUGAGCCUGACACAAGUGGGAGAUCUUACCUGCUCUGAUUGGGAGGGGCUGAGCUGCCCCAGAAAUUUGCUGGGUUUCACACUCACCUCUGGCUACUUUGGAACUCAUCCCUACAAGUCUUCAGGAAAAUGUAGCCAUGGGGGCCGUCUUGACCAGAGCAGUUCCCAGCUACCACAGAGAGGCAUCAACAAGGACAGCACAGCCCUGGGCUUCUCCCCCUACCACAUGCUCUACCUCCAGGCUGCAAAACUGGCCCUUCUGGCCUCCACCCAGGCUUUUAGCCUCCUGUGAAGAUGCCUGCGACACAGGACUUUGUCCAGGCUGUUGGACAUCAUCCCAGCCUCCAGCCUCAGUUUUUCCCUGGACACCACGGGCAGUACAGGCAAGGAGAUCAACACCGCCAAAAUCCAGGCUCACUACAUUGUGGAGCAGCAACAGGGCAGCCCCAUGGAGCCUGCCCACUAUGUCCUGGUGCCUUUCCAUGAUGCAGUGUUCCGCCCCUGUCUUUACAAACGUGACCCUGAUAGGUUCUGGCAACUCAGUGAGAUCCAAGCCUUGGGGGGUGGAGAUGAGCCUGAGAUGUGCCUGUCAGUCCUGGAGCUGGCCCUGCUGCACACACCUCCACUCUCAGACAUCUUUGUCUUCACUGGUGCCUCCCCCACAGAUAACCUUUCUCACCAGCCGGGCGGAGUCCCUGACUCGGAGCAACACUGCAGAGUAAUAUUCCUGGUGACUGAAGACCCAUUAUGGGGUCAGGGCUGAGCUCGUUGUGAGGUCUUGUCCCCUCUGCGUUUUGAGCCGUAUGACGUGGUAGCCCUGGCCCCUGGAGGAGAGGUGAUCUUCACCAAAGAUCAGCACAUUCGAGAUGUGGCAGCUGUUUGGGGGAACAGCAUGGCUGACCUGGUAAGUGUCCCCCUGGCACCUCCAGCUGUGGUGCUUGGGAGACCUGUGUUCAGUGUGGAUGGACUGCUCCAGAGGGUCGCAGUCUGGAUCCCUGGGGAGGCCAGCAGCUUCUGAAUCAGGAACCACGCAGGGGUUUCCCAGGGCCAGGAGGAAGUCCAGGGGUGUCUAGGUCACACCUGCUGCUCUGGGAAGUUCUGGAUGGUGACCAUGAAUGAUCCCAUGACAAGGACCUGGGAGAUCCAGGUCACAGCUGAGGGCACCCCCAGGUGAGUACAAGCUCAGAGAGCCAUGUCACCCAUCCUGGACUUCGGGAUCCCGAUGGAGAACGGCCCCCACCCAGACCUCUACCCCCCGACUCAGCCAGUUGCGGGUCUCCAGACCUCGCAGCUGGUAGAAGUGACAGGGUUGGAUUCCAGAGGUCACCCCAGUCUUCCUCUGCCUCACAUCUCCCACGUCAUCCUUCGAUGGGUCCGGGGUGCUGAGCUGGGCCAAGUGCCUUUGGAGGCCAGGGAAGCCCAUGAGCCAGGUCUUGUCACAGCCUCGCUUCCCCCCAUGCUUCUGGCUACCCCCAAGUUCUUCUCUGGAGCUGACUGCCCAGGAGGAAGGAGGGGCGUCCUGCACCCACUUGCCCCUCAGCCCAGCAAUGUGGUCCGAGCCCUUUGGGAGUUUCCUGGCUGGGGGCAGCAAGGCGCAUCUCCCCAAACCCGCUUGUCAGCCCUUUGCAUGGCCAGCUUCUCUGGCCCUCAGGAUCUUGAUACUGGAGCAUCUGCCAACUUCAGCUUCUCUCUCACUUCCAGCCUCUCCACGUGA